UCUCUGCUUGCUCACAGGGAAGUCACACAGGGAACGCUGAGGGCUUUAAGAUCAGCUCUCUGCUGAAGCUGACUGAGACUAAGGCCAACAAGAGCCGCAUUACCCUACUCCAUCACAUUCUGGAGGAGACAGAGCUGAACCACCCAGAGCUGUUGAACCUUCCUGACGACAUUGAGAUUUGUGAAAAGGCAGCUGGAGUCAACCUUGACUCCAUUCAGGCAGAAGCCAGUGCCUUAGUAAAACGACUGAAAGAAGCGGCAAAGAAAGUCACCAACUCUGUGGACGAUGUAAAGGAGCAGUUCGAAAAGGUCGUUGAGGAAAACCUGGAGGCCUGCCUGGAUUUGGAAAAGCGGUUUGCAGAGAUUGUGAGGAAGAAGGGUGACCUGGCACUCUACCUGUGUGAGGAUGCAAACCAACUCUCCCUGGAAGAGCUCUUCGGCACCAUUAAGACCUUCAGGGGGCUUUUCAUCAAAGCCUUAAAGGAAAACAAGAGCAGAAAAGAGCAGGCUGUGAAGGCGGAGAAAAGGAAGAAGCAGCUUGAGGAGGAGGAAUCCAAGAGACAGAAGGGGGAGAACGGAAAAAUAAUCCGGAAAGGACCCCCGCCACAGGACGAUGGCUGUAUUAUCGACCACCUCCUUAAUGAUAUCCGGAAAGGCUUUCAUCUCAGGAAGACCCGGCCCAGGUGCGAAACGGAUAGCCCCCUCUCUUGUGAAAUGAAUAGGGAUACGGGCCAGCCUGGAUCAAGUGUCAAGCCUGUAAAAGAAGAUGUCGAAGCCUCGGUCUCAGAAGUCUCCAGCACUCCCAUUCCCACCCAACCCCAGGCAGAAGAGAGGGCACCAAGAGAAGGAGUGAACGGAUUCCCCAGCAUACCCAAAGAAAUAUACCCCCAAAAAACAGCUUUGUCAAAGACUAACCGGCUCCCAGCUGAAUCCCAGGAUGGAGGGGAGCCUCUGCGAAGCCUCCCCACAGACAAUUCGCCACCUCCGGCAAUACUAGGAAUGGAUGUCCUAAAUAACACCCCAAGCCCCUCUACCUUCACAGACCUGGCUGAAAUCAACCAGAAUGUCAACAGUGGCCUGGUGACGGAGGAAUUGAUGCCUGAGUGCUCACAGAGCAAUGGAGAGGGUCAACUUAAUGGAGCCUGCACACUGGCUGUCGCUGAUAUGGACAUGAUUAUAGAGGGCAAGCUGAUGGGAAAAACCAUUGGCCAAGAUGACAUUGAAGGUGAGAGCAGCAGCAUGAUGGUAAAGACUCUUAGACCAGUUGAGACUGGGGAUGACAUGGUGGUAAAGAUGGUGGCACAGGAUAAGGGUGUAACUAAUGGACAACAAGACACCAAUGGCAACACAGACACCAAUGGCAACAAGUGUUUGGUCAGUGCGGUGCAAAGCGUUGGAGUGGACUCUAAAGAUCUGCUCUCAUCGGUAUCCGAAGCUCUGCCGCCUUUUGAGUCAGGGCCCCUAAUACCAGAGGAUAAAAAACAGCAGAAGCUCUUUAGAAGAAACAAAAAUAAGAGUAAUGAAGGUAAUGUAUUAAUUCAUUCUAAUAAAGAUGUUUGGAACUGUGGUCUCCUGACGUGUAUGAAAGGGAGAUGUUGUCCCCUUUUUUUAUGUGGUUUUAUUGCAUUUUACUUUUUAUAUAGUGUCUGAUCAUUUGGUGCUGUUUUUAAAAGUUAAGUUUUAGCAUGAAUGUACUGUUUUUGGAAACCGAUCUUAAAAGCUUCCCAUUUACAUCUUAUUGAGUCCUUUCAUGAUCAAAUAGUUUGUUUUUCGUGUUUGUUUUUUUCUUUGACUCUCUAAAGCACAAGGUAACACUGGAAAGCGACACCCUAAAUGUAAAAAGGGGUGUGUGUUGCAGUGAGGUAGGUCAAACGACUGGAUGGAAAACUAACUGGUGCAAGAGGGACAUUUUUAUUCAACCCAUAAUUUCAAUUAACAGACGUGCGUCAGUCUAACCAGGAUCUGGUUUAAUCUGAUUGUGUCUUGUCCUGCUAUUAACACUGUCCUCUUCAGUAAAAAUCUUUAAAAUCCCCGGUAAACCACUUUGUCUGGCAUUUUGGCUGCUACUUUAUGCCCUUUUGUCAGCCUGAAUCUUAUAUCUUGACAAGUCUUAAAAUCAACCUGACACCUCAUAAACGCCACAGUUGAAUAUUUAUCAUUUAUAUCAAAGUACACUUCAAUGUCAUACCUCAGUAGGAAGAACUUGCUUAGCAUUUCUGCUCUGUGUGUAAUCUUUUUGAAGGAGUUUCUUUGUUUCCUGUACCUCCGUACCCAUAUGUUGUUGAACUGCCCAACCUCACAACAACCUAAACAGCUAAAUGGAUUAUUUAACCUACUAACACAAUUACUUUUUUUGUGCUUCCUGUAAACUGUGUCGUUUUGUAAGUCUGUCUUUGCUGAAAGAUGUUUUAAUUUAAAUUAAUUUUGUGCUUUAAUGAUCUAGAGAUUGAUGCAACCAGUAGCACUAUGAGAUUAUUUUGGAAAUGAAAUGGCAUAAGAAACAUAAUAAAAGUCCAUUCUCACCCCU
This is a messenger RNA of Oncorhynchus mykiss (rainbow trout), 2526 nucleotides long. The record is from RefSeq and is a predicted model, not a curated record. Lineage: Eukaryota; Metazoa; Chordata; Actinopteri; Salmoniformes; Salmonidae.